AUGGAUGGAGACCAUUUCCAGCAGUCAGAAUCAGAAACGAGUGGAUGUUAUAAAGACACUACUCCUAAAAGGAUUAUCUACUUUGCUGAUGGAGACACCAUGGAAGAAUACAGCACAGAGGAAGAUGAAGAAAGAGAGGAACAGAACUCAACGUAUGACCUGUCUAAACUUUCAUGGGAGUCAUACUUCUGGUUUUGGGCAGGUCGAGUCGCACGCAAUUCAAUUUCUACUUGUGAGUUCCUUGGUGAAAGACUUGCUACCUUCUUUGGUCUUACGGAACCCAAACACCAGUAUGUGCUAAAUGAGUAUUACAGAGCACAGAAUGAGGACUAUGACAAGGAAAAUAAAGAGAGUGGAUCAAAGGCCCAGGAUGCUGAAGUUCCUAAUGAAAAGUGUCACCUGGGAGCUGGUGGCCAAGAGUAUGGAGCCAUCUCUCCCAGAGAAGGCCUGGUGGCAGAGUCCAGCUCAUGACGGAGAAUAGAGGCUACCUUGCUUUGG
Molecule: messenger RNA, 498 nt
Organism: Acomys russatus (golden spiny mouse)
Lineage: Eukaryota; Metazoa; Chordata; Mammalia; Rodentia; Muridae
Gene: Fam177b
Product: family with sequence similarity 177 member B
Exons: 4
Coding region: 1-471 (156 amino acids)
Source: RefSeq, a predicted model, not a curated record